AGGUUUGAUUUUGAAAAACUCUUUUUCAGAAAUCUUUUUUUUUUUCAAAAAAAUUUUUUAAAUGAAUUAUCAACAAUUUAUCAUAAAAGCAAUGAACUACGAUCAUGGUGGUAGUCAUGAUAGCGAUGCAUGUAAUAUGCAGAUGCUUUUUAAUUGGGAUACAGAAAAACUUUGUAUCAUUUUUACUUGGUGGCGCGUAAAUAGUAUUGGUUUUCUUAUUUUAUCUUGUUUCAUUAUAAUUCUUCUCGCAACUAGUUUUGAAUUCUUAAGAUUUGCAUUGAGAAAAUACGAUACAAAAAUACAAGUUUCAUAUUCACAAUUACAAGAAGGAAGGGAUGCUAAUUCUGAAGAAGUUGCCACACAAAGUAAUGCAAACAGAAUAACUUACGUACAACAAUUAGUUCGUACGUUAAUUCAUACAUCUCAAGUAUUUUUAUCAUUUUUUCUUAUGUUAGUUUUUAUGACUUAUAAUGGAUUCUUGAUGAUUAGUGUAAUAAUUGGUGCUGCUAUUGGUUACUUUGUUUUUUCAAGUAGUGUAAUAGAUUUUGGGGGUAAAUCAAUAACUUGCCAUUAAAUUAUUAAGUCUAAAGAGUUUUUAUUCUAUUAUUGAGCUUGUAAAUGUUAUCUGUUUAAGAGAAAUAGUUUAUGUAUGUUAAAUUUAUUAUUACUUUUUUUUCUAUUACUUUUCUGAUUUUAAAUAAAUUCUCACGGUUGUUUAUACGUCAUUGAC
Messenger RNA from Rhizophagus irregularis DAOM 181602=DAOM 197198, 730 nucleotides. The record is from RefSeq and is a predicted model, not a curated record. NCBI's taxonomy places the organism in Eukaryota, Fungi, Glomeromycota, Glomeromycetes, Glomerales, Glomeraceae.